This is a messenger RNA of Exophiala oligosperma, 1128 nucleotides long. RefSeq lists its product as uncharacterized. Bases 35 to 1120 code for a protein of 361 amino acids. The transcript has a single exon. NCBI's taxonomy places the organism in Eukaryota, Fungi, Ascomycota, Eurotiomycetes, Chaetothyriales, Herpotrichiellaceae. The record is from RefSeq and is a predicted model, not a curated record.
UAAAAAAGUUUUAUAGUCGUUGAUUGGAGUCAAGAUGCCUUCGAAGGACCAUGAAAACGGGGUGGAUGAGUCUGUCAAUACAAAGGAGGAAAACGGAACCAAGAAAAACGAAAAAGAUGCUGAAAUGGAAAACAGCGGCGCACAAGAAGAGUCUGAACCAAACAAGAAGGAAGAGGGACAAGAGCAAGAAGGGUCCGAGGGAGAUGCUCACGCUGGACAAAAGCGAAAGCACGAGGAACGACCUACAGGCGAAGAAGACCAAAACGGGUCGAAAAAAGCGGCUCGAACAAAGGGGACGAAGAGUGGCCGUGCAACUCUGAAACAGCUGUUGAACUUCUUACUCUCCGCGGACGCGCUGCCGUAUUGUUUUCCAGACGAAGAACUAGAAGCGGCCAAGAAGAAGCAGGGAUUGAAGUGCUACUCGCUCACGUCGCCGACUUCCUUGACGGCUUUUGAGCAUCUGGUCUGCGCUCACCUGUUGAGUAAGCCGCUCAGCCACGCGCUGGGGUUGAGGAGCAUCCGUACGUUGCUCAACGAGCCGUACAACUUUGGCACGGCCAAGCGCAUCGUCGACGCGGGAGAGGACAAAGUAUGGCAGGCCCUCGAAGAUGCCAAGACGCAACACCGUCAGAAGACGGCGAGGUACCUUUCUGGAAUGGCGCGGGAGUACGCGCCCGACAAGGCCGGCGACACCAUGUUCGACCUCGCGGAGAAGGCCAACAACGAAGGGCCCAACGGUGUCGUCGAGCACAUCAAGGAGACGGUGCCUGGGUUGGGCAAGAUAGGCGGGGAGAUCUUCUGCAGACGUAUCCAGUGUGUGUAUGGAUGGGGAGACGCGUUGUGGCCCUAUGCGGAUGGGAAGGCGUUGGAAUGCCUCAGGGAGAUUGGGAUCGAUGUUGAGGAUGCGGAUGAACUCCAGAAUGGCAUUGAGAGUCUGGUGGAUUGGGAGCGCGUAGGGGACAUGGGGCUUCAGGAACGUGUUUUGAGUAAAGGUGAGUUGGCGGGUGAAGAGAUGGAAACCCAGGUUCAGGCCGAGUUUGUCGUUGCUCUGGAGAGGGCGGUGGGUUGUGUGUUGGAAGGGAAAGUUGAGGAGUUUAGAAAGGCUGCUGCGGAAGCGUAGGAUAGAAA